AUGGCUGUCACAUCACCACGUUAUCAGAAACUGUGCAAGGACAUUCAGACAGAUGUUGAUACCCAGACUGAUCUUUCUAAAAGGGCUCUGGGGGGUCAGAUCCCGAAUACCAUGGCACAAGAGCUUGAUAAGUUUGGAGAUCUGGACCACAUUCAUAUAGCCUCGAGAAGAGAGUGUUUCGAGGCCGGUGCGGAGAAAUGGACAGGACUCAUAGCCAUCCUUGAAGAGCUUUGGUUCUGGGUAAAGCUGAAAGAUGAGGAGCUGACAAGGCAGAGGCCGGUGGGAGAAGAUGUACAUACUUUACUGCAGAAACAAGGCUACUGUACGGCCUUGCACAGUGAGCUGACUGGACGGAGACAGGAUAUGAAUCAGACAUGUCUGUCUCUGGCUGUUCAACCUACAACAAUGGAAGUCCAGAGCAAUAUAGAGACGGCUUCAGCAGAGACAGUCCAGGAGGAGAAGAUUCGUCAGCUGGCUCAAGCGGUUCAGGACCAGGCCUUUGAGGUUCAGCAGCACUGGGAGCGGUUCAGUACUCAGGCCGCCAGCUGGCAGCACGAGGUUGACUGGGCUCUGGGGAAACUUCAGGACCUCCAACAAGCCAUGAACCAACUGGACCUAGGCCUGGCUGAGAUGGAGAAUGAGAGCUGGCACUCUGAGGAACACAGCAUGGCCAACUGUGUGCUGGAGAACGUGGAAAAUAUUGGGAUUGUGGGUAAUCAGCACCAGCAGUUGCAAUGCUCUCAAACGGAUAAGAGACAUUUCUCCCAUGACUUCUUGUCUGUUUCCGUUCAGUUCCCUUGGCAAAGAGCUGUUUUUCAUAACGGCGUUCCUUAUUAUAUCAAUCAUGAGCAGCAGACCACCUCGUGGGAUCAUCCAAAGAUGACACAGUUAUUUCAAACAAUGGCUGAUCUGAGCCAUGUGCGUUUCUCCGCUUACCGCACAGCGAUGAAGAGCCGCCGGCUACAGAAAGCCCUUUGCUGUGAGUGA
Molecule: messenger RNA, 987 nt
Organism: Sinocyclocheilus rhinocerous
Lineage: Eukaryota; Metazoa; Chordata; Actinopteri; Cypriniformes; Cyprinidae
Product: utrophin-like
Exons: 9
Coding region: 1-987 (328 amino acids)
Biological process (GO): synaptic signaling
Cellular component (GO): plasma membrane
Molecular function (GO): protein binding
Source: RefSeq, a predicted model, not a curated record